CUGCGGGGGGAUCUCUGUUUUCAUCGCACGGCAACUUGUUGCGCGUGUCGGAAAACAGGGUCCGCGUCAGGCCUUGGGUCAUGUAGUGAAGUGAGGGGUUGAAUGGCUGCAGUAGCAUUGGGAUGAGAGUGGGUAGAAUGUUGAGCACGCGAGCCUUCGGGUCAAGGUCCGGGGGGGCCUUCAGCAUUUGUUGGCCCACCCCCCACCCAACGCCAUUUCGGCGGUGCCCGCGCGGGGCCCACAGGGCGUGAGCACCAGGCAGCUCCCCAUCGUCGGUGCCAGUCCUGUCAUUCAUGUCCCCCCCUGCCGGCGCCGGCGCGCCCGGCGGCAGCCUUCCAGGCCUGCGGGGGGAUCUCUGUUUUCAAUAUUGCGUUGGACUUUUGGGAGCCCGCGGUCCUGCCUCCCGCCGACGCCAUGCAGCCGCGCCUCUUCCGGCAGCGGCUGUUCGAGCUCGCCGCGGAGUGCGAGGCCCUGUGCGCGGACGCCGCCUGGGCCUUCCGCGGCAGCGGCCGCUCGGCCGCGGCGGGGCCUGCGGGCGGCGGCCGCCCGCCGCAGGAGGCUACGUCGGCCGAGGGCGGGGUGCUGGCCGGCGUGGGCGGGGACGGCGCGGCGAGCGCCCCGCAGCAGCAGGAGGGCGCGGCCACGCCGAGUGCCCCCGGCGGCGAGGAGGGCGCCGCGGCGGGGUCGCCCGGCGGCGGCGAGGGCGCGCAGCGGCGGCGAGGUCACGCGGCCACACCGAGUGCCGUCGGCGGCGCCGAGGACGCGGUGCCGAGGGCGCCGGGCGGCGGCGAGCAGGUCCCCGCUGGGACCGCUGUGGUGCCGCGGCCGGUCUUCUUCAACAGCACCCGGAGCGACGGCGAGCUCUCCAACCUGAGCGAGGGUGCCAACCAGUUGCGCGGGGGCUCCCUUGCCACGCCUGGCACUGCAGGGUCCGUCUUCAGUGCGGACGCGGAGGGCGUGACUCGUGGCCGGACUGGUCGCCACCACUUGUCUGUCCACUCGGGCUCGAGCUCCAGCAUGGGAGAAAUCAAUCGUACGACAUCAGCGCAAGGCCUCAAGACAUUCAAUAAGGCCGUGAGGAAAUCUUUGGCAACUAGUUUGGCUAAAUCCUCUGAUGCUCUCGCCUCUCAGGAGGAUCGGAGGCCUCUCACAUUGUUUGUCACAAGCCGCUAUUUCUCUCUUGCAUCUGCAUCCCUCAUCAUCAUGAGUACACUUCUGCUUGGCAUUGAGACCCAGGUUCUUUCUAGCCUGUCCUACAAAGGCGCAGGCUCGGAGCAGUUGCUAAAUGGUUUAUUGGCAGUUAACUACGCACUCACUUCCAUUUUUGCGGUGGAGGUGGCGAUGCGAAUCUACGUGCUUAGAUCAGGCUUCUUUCUGAAGGAAAGAGUGUGGAAUUGCUUCGACGUUGCCAUCCUGCUCCUUGCGCUUGUCGAGAUUGCUUUGGACAUCGGUGUUCGCAUGUUUUCAGGUGGGGGUCGUAACCCCUUCGACAAUGGUGGAAUGGCCAAGAUGCUGCGUCUCUUUCGCCUUACCCGUCUUCUUCGCCUCAUCCGAACAUUUCGCCAGCUGAAGCCCCUGCGGAUGCUUGUGCAUUCCAUAAUAUUCGCUGGAAGAUCUGUUCUGUGGGCACUCCUGCUUCUCGUCAUGAUCAUAUACGUCUUCGCAGUCAUCUUGACGCAGUCUGUGACGGAGCGUACUUAUGGUGGCAACUGAAUCGACGAUGAAGAUCUAGUGCGGUACUACGGGGAUCUGUACCGGUCAAUGCUGAGUCUAUGGAUGGCCGUGUCCGGGGGUAUUGAUUGGAAAGACCUCACCGCGCCGCUGGAGGGAACUGGAAGCAAUAUGUGGGUGAUGCUCUUUCUGCUUUACAUUGCUUUCGUAUAUUUCUUUGUUCUAUCGAGGGCGUGUCUUCUGUCAGAAUGCAAUCGAGGGUGCCCAACAGGAUUUGGACCUUUCGAUUGAGGCUCAUCUCAAGGAGAAGCAGGUCUACGUUGAUCGCCUGAGGCUACUUUUCGAGGAGAUGAACGAAGGUUUUGAUGCCACCGUCGGUGGGCUGACUGCAGCUGAGCUCCACAUGCAGAUGGCCAAGCCUAAAGUGCAGUCAUGGUUCAAACCCUGAACAUUGACGCAAAGAAGUCGUGGAAGCUCUUCAAGAUCCUCGACGCGGCUAGCACGGGCAGCGUCACCCUCGAGGAGUUCGUUGAGGGGUGCCUGCAGCUGAGAGGGUCGGCCACACGGGUCGACGUGGAGUCGCUGAAGUGGGAGAUCAGAGCCGCGAACAGUCGCGCGGAGCGUGCUGCUGCGAGAAUUGCUACGCUGCUCGAAAACAUUCAACCGUUGAGGGCCGUACAUGGCAUGGACCGAGACAGGGCUUCCACUUAGCCUGCUGCCAGUACCUCGGGGAGACCGCCACACAGAAGCGCGAUCACACAAUAGAGACAACGGCAUGAUGCUCGUCCAGCAGACUCACUGAGGGACUCACUGAGGGCUUUUCCCUGGGUUGCACUACGCAAUGUGAUCGGACUCUACGUAGGGACCUGUCACAGUUCACAGUUCGCAGCUCCGUAGAACUCUAUCGAAGGAACCUGUCGGACGGACGUAGGAACCUAUGGGGCAGCUUCACAUAGCCAGACCCUGAGCUCACCUGUCCGUGCCGCUGCCGCCGACCUCGUGUGCAACCAAUUUUCCAGAGGCAGUCGGAGAAAAAGCAAUACCUAUUUGCACCUCGAUGUUCAUGUUCGAGAGGCUUGCG
This is a messenger RNA of Prorocentrum cordatum, 2752 nucleotides long. NCBI's taxonomy places the organism in Eukaryota, Dinophyceae, Prorocentrales, Prorocentraceae. The record is from the annotation of a GenBank genome assembly.